Annulohypoxylon maeteangense is the source of this 1137-nucleotide messenger RNA. Its product is annotated as NAD(P)-binding protein. Gene Ontology annotation, molecular function: oxidoreductase activity, acting on NAD(P)H, oxygen as acceptor. The record is from RefSeq and is a predicted model, not a curated record. The transcript is spliced from 4 exons. The coding region runs from base 101 to 856 and encodes 251 amino acids. Lineage: Eukaryota; Fungi; Ascomycota; Sordariomycetes; Xylariales; Hypoxylaceae. Gene Ontology annotation, cellular component: intracellular anatomical structure.
UUGUUCCCUCUUGGUCACUUAUUAUCACACUCACCUGACUUAUAGUAUUAUCCAUAUUCUCAGUACAAUUCAUAUCUUGAGUUGAACUACCUCGUUUACAAUGUCAAAAGUGUUCAUAGUGACUGGCGCUAGUCGAGGUAUUGGCUUCGCCAUAGCACAAGCAUUAAUUCAAGCUUCGCACAAAGUCUUCCUCGUCGCUAGAACAGAGAAGAACUUGCAAGAGUUGAAAACGCAACAUGCUACAUCUGUCGAUUUCAUAACUGCUGAUCUAGCAGACUGGAAGGUUGCCCCAAAAGUCAUCGAAUCAACUGUCAAAGCCUUUGGCAAGAUAGAUGGGAUCGUGGUAAACCAUGGUGUCUUGGCUCCAAUCACCAAGAUAUCUGAAUCUAGUGUGGAGGAAUGGAGACACGCCUAUGAUAUCAAUGUCUUUAGUGCACUAGCACUUGUCAAAGAAGCCAUUCCCGAACUUCGAAAGUCACAGGGCCGAGUCGUAUUCGUCUCGUCGGGAGCAGCUUUUGGCGCAUACGCCGGGUGGGGAUCAUACGGUACCUCCAAGGCAGCCCUUACUCACCUUUCUACCCACCUAGCUGUAGAGGAGCCUUCCAUCAUUAGUGUUGCGGUUUCGCCCGGUAAGGUCGACACCGACAUGCAGAAGCAGAUAAGAAAUGAUGGCAAAACCGGAAUGGCGCCAGAGGUCUACGCAAGCUUUGUAGACGAAUAUAAGAACGGCCAAUUUCUAGACCCCAAGCAGCCAGGCGAUGUGAUAGCCAAACUGGUCGAAGGCGCCACUAGCGAUCUCAGUGGUAAAUACUUCCGUUGGAACGCAGCCGAGCUGGCUAACUUCCGGGCUUCAUGAGGCAAGACGAAAUAAAACGAAAGUACUGGCUAUAUAGCAAGUUAGCCCGAAUGAAUGGUCUAUUUGCUACGUAGGAAAAAGAGAAACGUUGCUUCAGGCGAAAGAUGAAAAGACUUGAUAAUUUUCAACAUAAAGAUUCGGUCGUAACAAUAUUCAUCACUAGCAGACACACGAGAUUCGAGAUGUUUGACGUACCUUACAGUUCAGCCUAAAAUCCGCAGAUAGAAGUCAUGUUGCCCACGGGUUUUACCAAGGCCAAUUUGAAACAGUACCUACUAAAC